Bursaphelenchus okinawaensis is the source of this 4424-nucleotide messenger RNA. Lineage: Eukaryota; Metazoa; Nematoda; Chromadorea; Rhabditida; Aphelenchoididae. The record is from the annotation of a GenBank genome assembly.
AUGCCGAGACGAAGGAGGACGGCCGUGGUGAGAACUCGAAUAUCGAUGGCCAGAGGUCGGAUAAUACUUGAGGUGUGUAUUGAAGAUAGUAAAUUUAUUUAUGAAAGCUGUAAUUAGCAAUCUUAUGCAAUUACUGUUUAGGACACUUUUGGCGAUGACACUAGACUAAACGGAGACACCACUUUUCGACCAGAAAAGAGAACGUAUGCUAGGAACGCAAGACCUAGGGCACUAAGAAAACGUCCUAAAAUUGUUGAGGAGGAAGAUGUAGAUAUGGGGCCGGAUCCUCAAGAGAUGGAACGACUCAUGGGAGUGGUAAUUUGGUUUAUACAUUGUUUUUACUUUGAAUUUAGGAACGUGAUGCCAAUUAUGAAUUGAAUAUUGAGACAGUGGCUCCUGAGACUUAUAUCAUCAAUGGUAAAGUAAAAGUGGCAAAGUCUGAAGUGAGUUUACUUUUUUACUAAAUGUAGGCGUUAUACUACAUUGAAUUUCAUAAGUACUAGGAUAUAUUUCAUUAAUAAUGUUAUUCUAGGGCAGCAACGAUGAUGUUCUUCGUUCAGAUGUAACUGUUGGAGAAUGCGACGAACAAUCUACUGUAAUAUUUGAUUAUACUGGAGAUAUAUAUGCAGAUAAUAGCAGGUCGUUUUCUAUAGGAACAUCAAGUCCUUGUGUUCCAUCUUCACUUGAAAAGUCAAUUGUUCAAGAAUCUAUCGACAACAGUAAAAGGAGUGAAAAGCCAACAGUAAGCAAUAUACCGAAUGAAAUUAUCUUAUGUUUUAGAGUUUUGUACCUAAAGAUAGUUUGCAAUCAACGGUUACGGUUGUAGAAUGUGGCGAACAGCCGGCCAAUGAAUGUUCUACCCGGUUGCGUUCUAUGGGAACAGCACGUUUUUGUGUUCCACAUUUACUUGAACUGUCAAGAGAAGUUGUCGAAGAAUCUUUUGUUCGCAAUAAAGAGAAUGAAAAGUCAUCAGUAAGUAUUAUAUUAUAUAAAGUAUUCUAUUUGUUUUAGGACUUGGCAGCUAAAGAUAAAGUACAGUCGACGGGAUGUCAUGAACAGUCUGCCGUGUUGUGUGGUGGUACUGAGGGUCUGAAUGCAGGUAGUAUCAAGUCGUCUUUUAUGGGAACGUCAAUUUCUUCUGUUCCAUCUUUACUUGUACAGUCAGCGGAACUUAUUCAAGAACCUGUUGGUAGCAGUAAAAGGAAUGAUAAGUCAUCAGUAAGUAGUAUAUUUAAUUGAAGUAUUGUAUUUGUUUUAGAGUUUUGUACCUAAGGAUAGAGCACAAUCAACGGUUACAAAUGUAACGGGUGAAGACUGUGGCGCACAUUCUAUCGAACAGUCUGCUGGGAUACGCGCUUCUUCUGAGGAUCCAAAGGCAGAUAGUGGUCAGUUGUCUUUUGUUGGAACGUCAAGUCCUUCUGUUCCUUCUUUAAUUGAAAAAUCAGAAGAAGCUGUUAAACAAUCUGUCGCGAGCAGUAAAAGGAAUGAAAAGUCAGCAGUAAGUUGCAGGAGGGACAAAUUGGAGUAUUGUAAAAUGUUUUAGAGUUUUGUACCUAAAGAGAACGUACAAUCAACGGUUGGAGAAUGCGAAAAACUGUCUACUACGAUAUUGGACUAUACUCAGGAUUUCAAUGAAAAUAGUAGCCAGUCGUCUUCUAUGUUAACAUCUACCCCUUCCGUACCAUAUAAUCCUCCUUUACUUCAAAAGUCAACAAUUGUUCAAGAAUCAGUUAAUACCAGGAAAAGCAAUGAAGACACAUUAGUAAGUUGCAUUUUAGUUGAAGUAUUCUUUUUGUUACAGUGUUUUGUAUCUAAAGAUAACUUACAGUCAAUGGUUGGAGAGUUUGGUGAACAGUCUACCGUAAAGUCUGACCAUAAUGGAGACAUUAAUGCAGACAGUAGCCAAUCGCUUUCUAUUGGAACACCAAGUAGCCGGUCUUCUUCUGUAUCAUCAAGACCUUGUGUAUCUUUACUUGAAAAGUCAACAGUUGUUCAAGAAUAUGUUGUUAGCAUUAAAAGUGACGACAAGCCAACAGUAAGUAGUAUAUUUUAUUUAAGUAUUUUUUUUGUUUUAAAUUUUUUCAUCUGAACAUAGUGUACCGUCAACGUUUUUGGUUUUUAAUCUUAUAGCUUAUGCUGCUUAAAAAAUUUUUAAAGUUACAGAACGCUUUUCAUACUGUAAACAUCUAUUUUAGGAUUGUGCCGAAGUACCUGAAGCUCAGAAUCUCGAAAACACAUCAUUGUUUGGUGAUUCGACUAUAUACUCUAUUCAGCCUGACCUGACGUCGUUUACUUCCGGAAAACAGUCGGUCUUGAGUAUUCGAGUACUUUUCUUCAUGUCAUUUUUACAUAAAACACUUAUUUUUUUGUUCUUUGCGAUUAAAUUCUUUAUAUUGUUGUUUUCAGAGCGAAGGUGAAUGUUAUCUGGAAGGCUAUAAUGGCGACAUGGAUGAUCACGUUGCUCAACUUAUGCACAUUUGUGGCCAAGACGACUUUAUUUACUUUGAGGACUAUAUCAAAAGGUUUAGAAACCUUUCUAAGCUUGGCGAGGGUACUUUUGGUGAGGUCUUCAGAGCUGAUUUCGAUGGAUCGCUGGUUGCAUUAAAGGUAACAUGAGCUAUUUGUAAAUUAUUUCUUUAGGUCGUGCCGUUUGUGAAGGACAUGAAUGACAUAAUUGAAGUCAAUGGUGACUACACAAAGCCGGCGCAGAAUAUUCUACCAGAGUUGCUCAUUUCGAAGUCACUGUCAGAUUUGGGAGAUCACUACAUCAACCAGACGCCGGGCUUUGUCAAAGUUCACGAUGCAAAGGUUGUUAAAGGUACGGUUUUGAUUACAUUACAUCUACUUUUUUGUAUAUUGUUGAUGUUAAUGGUGAUUUUCAGGUGAUUGGCCGGAAAAUCUGCUUCAGUGUUGGAAGGUGUUUCAAAAGAAGCAUAAAGCAAAGGCCUACAAUACAUACCCAGCGGAAUACAUGGACGCCCAGAAGAUAUUCUAUCUUUUGAUUUCGUUAGAAUAUGGAGGCGAUGACUUGGAAUGUUAUGUAACGGAGAAGAAGCUUCUGAAGACUGAGAAAGAGGUCUUAAGUCUUCUUAUUCAAUCCUGCAUGACACUUUCCGUUGCCGAGGCCGCUAUAAAGUUUGAACACCGGGAUUUACACUGGGGAAACGUGCUGGUCAAGUCUUUGGAUGACAAGGACACGCAAAUAUCGUAAGCAGGGACGUCGCUGCGGUUUUUCUGUGGGAGGGGGGCGGGGGGUUGGAGACCCAAAAAAAUUUUUUGGUCCACAGAUCCUGUGGACCGAUUUUUCGAAAAUUUUUUUUUCCUUUUUUCACGUACAUGUACCACCUGUGGAUUUUUUUUCGGAUCGGCUCUGGGGGGGGGGAGUCACCCCGAACCACUUCCCCCCCCUCCCCCCCCAAACGACGUCCCUGAUCGUAAGGUUCUUUUACCUUUCAGUCUUUUAUAAUCAAUUUGACGUCUUACAUUCGUAUUUUAGUUAUCUUUAUAACGGAACAGAGAUCCACUUGAAAUCCUAUGGUUUAAAGGUGAGUUUGAUCGAUUUCACGAAUGGCAGGAUGAGUCUAAACGGGGCCACAAUAUACCUCGAUUUAUCCACCGACGAAGACAUGUUUACUGGAAAAGGAGAAGGAAAGAAAGGGGGCGACUAUCAGUUUGAUAUCUACAGGAUGAUGAAAGACUUAAACCAGUGAGUACUUAUGUUAACUUUAUUAUUUUAGUGUAUAAAUAAAAUUAAUGCCCAAUUUAUAUAUAUUUUUAUACCGGCGCUAGACAAAUGCGGUUUUUGGACAUUUGCGGAUCUGCGGUUUUUAGACACUUGCGGAUCUUCGGUUUUUGGACACUUGCGGAUUUUGGACAUUUGCGGAUUUUUUAAAAGUUUUUUUUUAUUUUUUAUUUAAUUCAGUUGUAGUAUGGUACUAAAUGGUACUAAAGUUUAAAUUGGCACUGUCUUAAUAUUUCUUAAUGUUAAAUAGUACUAAAUUUUUAAUUGGUACUGUUUUUAUAUUUUUGGUACUAAAUAGUACUAAAAGCCCAAAAUGGUACUGUUAUGUUAAAACCGUACCGAUUCAAACUUUAGUACAAUUUAGUACCAUAAUACAACUAAAUUAACUAAAAAAUAAAAAAAAACUUUUAAAAAAUCCGCAAAUGUCCAAAAACCGCAUUUGUCCUAGCGCCUUUAUAUCUUAUGUGAUUGCAGGAAUGAAUGGUCUACUUUCACACCCAAGACGAACAACUUUUGGGUGCACUAUUUGUCCAAGAAACUUAUCAACAAUAUACCUCGGCUUGCUCGCUCUCGGAAGAAAGAAUUACAAGACUUGUUUGAUCAUAUACUAGAAGCCGAUACGAUACAGGACUUUAUCGUGCUUCCAGAAGUCCACGAACUCUUCAAGGAUUAUAUUGUUUGA